This is a messenger RNA of Cuscuta campestris, 1729 nucleotides long. The record is from the annotation of a GenBank genome assembly. Lineage: Eukaryota; Viridiplantae; Streptophyta; Magnoliopsida; Solanales; Convolvulaceae.
AGUAGAGGAGAAGAAGCUUAUCUUGGUUGGAGAAGUAAUUUUCUUUCUAGAAAAUCGGCAGUCUUAAUCCUUCCGUAGCCUUGGGAAAUGCAGGGGUUUUGUAAUGUUGGCCGUCUGGCUAGGGUUCUAAGAGAUAGAUCUUCAAUCCUGUUCAAUCCUGAACAAUUUCACGCCAUUGGCGUUUCUUGUUUCUCGCUGCAAUGGCGUUCCUCUCACACGAAUCUGGUUUCCUCCUCCUGCUCAGCUUUGUAUGGGAAUCCAAUGCAAAUGGAAUCAAAAUGUCAAAGAGUAGUGUCAUCUUUGAAAUGCCAUGUGUCGCAGAGGUCGUCGUAUUCUUCCAAAGCAAUUGAUGUUGGAAGUGGCUCUACAGAAACUGUGAAGGAAAUAUAUGAAAAGAUUCUGAAAUCUAUUGUGGACCAAAAGACGGCUCCUCCAAAUGCUUAUUUAUGGUCACUAAUCGCAAAAUGUGCAAACGAAGAUGAUAUUAAGCUCCUAUUUGACAUCCUGCAGAGACUUCGAAUUUUUAGACUUUCAAAUCUUCGUAUCCAUGAAAAUUUCAAUUGUGCACUCUGCCAGGAAGUUACCAAGGCAUGCAUACGUGUUGGUGCCAUUACGUUUGGUCAAAAAGCAUUGUAUAAGCACAAUCUCUAUGGAUUAACUCCUAAUGUUGGAUCUGCUCACCAUUUGUUGAUGUUUGCUAAAAAGCAUAAUGAUGUUGAUCUAAUGGUCGAUAUUAUGAAACUCGUGUCGAAGAAUGAAUUACCUCUACAGCCCGGGACAGCAGAUUUGGUUUUUAGCAUUUGCUACCACAAUGAUAACUGGGAGUUAAUGUGUAAGUAUGGAAAAAUGUUUGUCAAGGGAGGUGCAAGGUUGCGUCAGGGUUCCUUUGACUUGUGGAUGGAAUUUGCUGCUAAAAUGGGAGAUGUUGAUUCACUUUGGAAAAUUGAGAAGAUAAGAUCAGAAUCUAUGAAUCAUCACACUAUUUCCAGUGCCUUUUCAUGUGCUAAGGCAUUGUUGAUCGAAUCCAAAUCUGAAGAAGCUGCUGCGAUCAUUCAAGUAUUUUAUGAGAAUUUACCUGUCUCUAAGAGGCAAAACAUUACAGCAGAACUUCAGAAGCUAGUAAAUGAGUGGCCUGUAGAAGUUAUAAAGCGUCAAAAAGAGGAGAGCAGAAAGGAAUUGGCGAGAACUCUACAAAACGGCAUUUCAACCAUGAUCGAUGCACUAUCAAGCAUAGGCGCAAAGAUGGAUGUAAAUGUGGAGAGGGUUACCAUAGGUGUGUAGACUUACAGGUAGAGGAAGUCUCAAAUUCAAGGUCAUACAAAAUCAAUGAACCAGAUAAGCUUCUAGUUAUGACGUGCCUUUUGGGUCAAGCAAUUAGGGCAUUGGCAGGGGCUCUAGGAGGUUCAAUAGGGUCCCUUGCCAUUCACUUCUCAUAAAACAUGAAAUGUAUGGAUAAUUAUACAUUGCAUGCAUUUUCCUUCAUAGUAUAGUUGCUGUUGCACAACUCUAUUUAGUCUUAAGACUAAAUAAUUUUGGAUUUUGCUAUCAGAUCCAAGUAUGACCCACCCUUUUUUUCUUCUUCACACACGCUAACCGUGCUUGUGAGAUCAUGUUCGUGAGAACAAGAAAGAUGAUGGACAUAUUUUGUGGGUGAUUUUAGUAUCGACUAUUUUAUGUAAUUUGGUUUACUUAGAACGGACUUGAUUUUUAAUAGACGUUAACAAGUUUG